AUGUCUCUCGCCGAUCUUCCCAAAUCCAACGUCUUCACCAGCAAACUCCCGGCCGACCCAGCCUUUGAAACACCUGAGAUCUCCCACAAGGCUCCGCGGCAAAGCUUAGGCCCACGAAUGGUCAAGGGAGCGCUGUUCACUUAUGUACGGCCGGAGCCGGCAGAAGAGACGGAACUUUUGGGUGUGAGCCCCCGGGCCAUGGCCGAUUUGGGGCUGAAGCCUGGGGAAGAGGAUAGCGCAUUCUUCCAAGCCGUGAUAGCGGGAAACGAGAUUGCUUGGACGGAGGAAGGCGGUGGUGUUUAUCCCUGGGCGCAGUGUUAUGGAGUGGUUCUUGGGCGGGACAGCUUGGCGACGGAGUAUGUCUACCACCCAGUCGCGUCGAGACUUGGGAACAAUAUCCGCGCCAUCAGUCUCUUCGAGACAACCAACCCGCAAACUCGCAAGCGAUAUGAACUCCAACUGAAAGGCGCUGGAAAAACCCCCUAUUCACGCUUCGCUGAUGGCAAAGCUGUUCUCCGAUCCAGUAUCCGAGAGUACAUCGUUUCUGAAGCCCUUAACGCGCUCAAUAUCCCCAGCACCCGUGCACUAUCCUUGACCCUCCUCCCCAAAGCCAAAGUCCUCCGCGAGCGCAUUGAACCCGGCGCCAUCGUCGCCCGCUUCGCUGAGACCUGGCUCCGGAUUGGCACCUUUGAUCUCCUCCGCGCACGCGGCGAACGCGCCCUCAUCCGCCAACUCUCCACCUACAUCGCCGAAGACGUCUUCGGCGGCUGGGACACCCUCCCUGGCGUCAUUCCCUUUGGCGAGAAUCAAAGUCUCCCCAAAGACAUUCAACAAAUUGACAAUCCUUCGCGCGGAGUAGCCCGCGAUGAAAUCCAAAUCAGCAACGACAUCGACGAGAACCGGUUCGCACGCCUAUAUCGCGAGAUUGCCCGACGAAACGCCAAAACGGUUGCCGCAUGGCAAGCAUACGGGUUCAUGAAUGGCGUGCUGAAUACCGACAAUACCUCCAUCUACGGCCUGUCACUUGAUUUUGGCCCAUUCGCAUUCAUGGACAACUUCGACCCGACAUACACGCCCAACCACGACGAUCACAUGCUACGAUAUUCCUACCGGAAUCAACCGAGCAUCAUCUGGUGGAACCUGGUGCGCCUCGGCGAAUCGCUGGGCGAACUAAUCGGCGCAGGCAAACAAGUCGAUGACGAGUCAUUCAUCAAGGACGGAGUCACCGACGAGAAACAAGAAACCGACCUGGUCCAGCGCGCGGAGAAAAUCAUCGAACGCACCGGUGAAGAAUUUCGCGCCGUCUUUCUACAUGAAUACAAACGACUCAUGACGCAGCGCCUGGGUCUCAAAACGCAACACGAGUCCGAUUUCCAAACGCUAUACUCUGACCUUCUGGAUACCAUGGAGGCCCUGGAACUCGACUUCAAUCACUUCUUCCGCCGCUUGUCGAAUCUGACGCUGUCGGAUGUGGAAAGUGAGGAAAAGCGGUUAGCUGCUGCGGCAAGAUUCGCCCAUGCCGAAGGCUUCGGUGGAAUUGGAACAACCGAGGAAUCGGCCAAGUCACGGAUUGCAAAAUGGCUAGACGCUUGGCGGGCUCGUGUCGUUGGAGAUUGGGGAACCGGUGAGAGUCAAGAUCAAGAGAGACAAGCAGCCAUGAAAGCUGUCAAUCCCAACUUUAUUCCACGAGGUUGGAUUCUAGACGAAGUGAUUGACCGAGUCGAGAAAAAAGGCGAUCGCAAGAUCCUCGGACGAGUCAUGCAGAUGGCGCUGGACCCGUUCAACGAGGAAUGGGGUCUCGACAAGGCUGAAGAGGAAAGAUUCUGCGGCGAUGUCCCCAAGUACAAGAGGGCGAUGAUGUGUAGCUGCAGCUCUUAG
This is a messenger RNA of Penicillium oxalicum, 1878 nucleotides long. RefSeq lists its product as uncharacterized. Bases 1 to 1878 code for a protein of 625 amino acids. NCBI's taxonomy places the organism in Eukaryota, Fungi, Ascomycota, Eurotiomycetes, Eurotiales, Aspergillaceae. The transcript has 5 exons. The record is from RefSeq and is a predicted model, not a curated record.